Ostrea edulis (European flat oyster) is the source of this 1930-nucleotide messenger RNA. RefSeq lists its product as uncharacterized. The record is from RefSeq and is a predicted model, not a curated record. The coding region runs from base 669 to 1346 and encodes 225 amino acids. The transcript has 4 exons. NCBI's taxonomy places the organism in Eukaryota, Metazoa, Mollusca, Bivalvia, Ostreida, Ostreidae.
CUUGUGUUAGAUUCAUUAGCCUAUGAAUAUAUUUGGAAUUGAAUUGAAUUACAUUCUAAUUUAAAAACAAAUGAUAAGUUUGUGAUGGCCCUGCAGAGUUCGGUAUAGGUAGGGAGGACUGUAUAUAUACAAACAGACUGUUUACGGUUACAGUAUAAUAAGAAAUUCAUAUUUCUAUGCACCAUUAGAUACGAUGGUUUCGGCGAAGAUAACGAACAUUUAAAUUUGACACAUAUAUUAGUAUUUGAAUCUCCUUUACUUAGUACUGGAUAACACCUAAGCAUACAUUUUUCAUGUCUACUAAUGUAACGAUGCCUUUGUCAUCCUUUAUAACAUUGAUAUAGACCGGAACAUCAGACAGACCCACUUAAAGAGGAAGAAUGGUAAUGUAUUAUUUGAAAAUUUACUUUUGGAGGGAAACAUUGAUUACUUUUAUCCUGAAAUCCAUAUUUACAAAAACUAAAAAGGGUUUUUGUUUUUUUUACCGUUCCCAAGUCAAUAAUGAAUCGGGUUAGUCCAUUCUGCAGGUAAAGGGUAUUUUAUGCAUGUCAUUAACUUAAAUGAUAUGGUAUUGAUGUAUCUCGAGAGACUUCUGGACUAAUUUUGGAAUUAUUUCAACGAAUAUAAAUAGUUUGAAUUUGAAUGUAUUUCAAUAAAAAAGAAAGGAAAUGCAUUGGAUACACGGUCUGGUCCUAUUCUCUUUGUUGAAAGUUUCCAGCGGAGAUAUGUUCAACAUUACCCCUCGACUAGUGGAUAAACAAUCAGAUGGCAAUCCCAUGGAGAGCACAACAGCAUCGACAAUAUCAAAAUGCGCCAAUCUGUGUCAGAGGAGCACUUCCUGUUCCGUGUUCCGGUAUAACAACAACUCUCAUGAAUGUGGACUGUACAGCGGUCAGAAUUACAGAGAUGUUGGAGCAGACGUCGGGAGCAGCCACUUCCAAAAAAUGCCGAGCGCGUCUUCUUGUACACCUGGAAUUGACGAGUGGUUUCCAGAUUCGGGUCUAUGUAUCUAUAUUCACACUGACCCUAUUCCGUACAGUGCCGCCCAAACUGUAUGUCACGCAAUGUCCAGGGAAUUAGUCAGCCUGCAGACCACGGCGAAAUAUCUCGCCUUCAAGGCACUCAUGUCCCGCUUAGACUUCAAUUCUAUUCAUCUGUACAGUGAGAGAAUCAACUCUAAGUCGUACCAGUGGCAGGACGGCUCUCCGGUCAAUAACCACUGGUGUCCUCAUCAGCCGGACAAGAUAGACGAUUGUCUGGGAAUGUUAGUGGCUGAUCACUGGUGUAUGGGCUGGGGAAUAGACGACAGCACAUGUAUGAUUCAGAGACGGUUCUUCUGCGAAUAGCGAUUUGCUGCUCCACAGCUUACGUCACGGGCGAGAAACCAUUAAAAAACUGAAAGGGGGUGUUCAGAAAUUCACAAAAUGGGUUGACAGUGUCACCCUCCGAUGGAACUGAAUUCGCAAAGAUAUCCACCACAUUAUUCGUUUGACUCAAAUAGGUGUCCUAGUGUCACUGAAGAGCAUAGAAAUCACCAGAAUAUCACUUUCCUGUUUAGCAAACUUAGGGUUUGGCGAUCACCCAUUCAUAUGACGCUGACAGUAUUCUCUUCUUAAUGAGAGAAAUUGAGAGGCCUAACCUACAUCCAUGAUGAAGAUGUGGGCUAUGUCUUUUCUAAAGAAAAUACGCUGAAAGCCUCAUGAACUGUUAAAAUUUGUUUUCUUUGCUUAGAAAUAGCUCUUGUCACUAAAGAAAUAAUCAAUCAUUUAUUCAAAAACUUCUACGUGAGAAGAAAAAUCUCUUGCUAUGGCCUUAAAUUCGACAUUUAGUUAUAUCGACGACGUUUUAUCUAUUAACAAUAACUUUCAUUCAUAUCUCGAUAUAUCCCUGUGAACUCGAAAUAAAAGACACCACAGAGUCGUCCACUUCA